Molecule: messenger RNA, 3587 nt
Organism: Rubroshorea leprosula
Lineage: Eukaryota; Viridiplantae; Streptophyta; Magnoliopsida; Malvales; Dipterocarpaceae
Source: the annotation of a GenBank genome assembly
GUCAAAGAAACUAAGAAGCAUGCAAGGCAAGAUAUGCAAAGGAGAUACAUUGACAGAAGUAGACACGAUCAUCGGCAAACCGGUAAUAGGAAAGUGUGGAAAGAAAGAGGAAGGGGAGAAAAUUGGGUAGGUAUAGAGUUCAACAUCAAACCGGAAGAGUAUGCUUGGCUCGAAGGCAGCUAUGUUGGAAUAGUGCAUUCUGUGGAGAUGGUACGCAACCUACAAGAAAAAUUUUAUAUGGAGGGGUACUUUUCUUGUCAAAUCCGAGCAAUGGGAGGCAAAAUGGUUCUGUUAUCUGGUCAGGACAAGGAGGAAGUGAAGGACUUAGUUGAAUUGGCAUUGGAUUGGUUGAGCCAAUGGUUUGAAGAAGUGAGCCCGUGGACACCACAGAUGAUAGCAAAAGAGAGAUUUGUGUGGAUAAGGUGUCAAGGAGCACCAGUGAAUGUCUGGGGAAGUGAAUUCUUUUCAACCAUGGGUAGAUCAUGGGGAAAAUUUAUUUGCUUGGACGACAGCACAAGCAAGAAGGAAAGGUUUGACAUCGCCAGAUUUUUGAUUUCUUCUUCAGUAACGGAGACAAUCAAAGUUACAAGGGAAAUCAAAAUCAAUGGAAGUAUAUACAAGCUGAAGUUUACAGAGGAGGAAUUCACUAAUUGUUUCUUCUCUUUGAAACAAGACUAUAGGCCUUCCUUUAGUAGCGACUCUGAAGAUCAUGAAACAUGGUCUACCGGCACAGAAUCGGAGAUGCAGGAUGAGGAAGAUGAAAGGAGGAAGGAGAAGGUUCCAGCCGGGUGUUCAACCGAAGAAGAUGAUGACGUAAUAGGACGUUGGAGAGAUGAAGAAAGAAGAAAUGAAGUACAAUCCAGCAAGGAAGUACGGGAUUAUGCAGACGCCGUUGGUGACAACUUGGAGAAAAUUCAAAUUUCAAAUGCAAGUGUAAGAAGCAGGCGGACAAAGGACGUGGCUACAGGACAGACGAUGCAGGCCUCUGUUUCGGAAAUUGGAGUAUCAAAAUUAGAAGAAAACAAGUACAAAAUGAAGCCCAGUAAUCAGACGGUCAAAAGGUGUAGCUCGGUGUAUAUCCAACCCGGAAACAGUGAGGCAUCAGCGGAAAAAAAAAGAGGAAGAAAGAAGAAGAUUGCGCAGCAGAUGGAGGAGAGACCAGUCCCAAUCUUCUUGCCGAACCAAGAUGGGAAGGUUGCUGGAGAUUCAAUAGGGGACAAUGAGAUAAAUAAUUGCAACAGGGCAUUGAAGAAACAAUGGCAAUCCCAUCUUGCAAAGGAGAUAUGGGACUUGGCGACGCAGCUAGGGGCGGUGGCGGAGAAUGACAAUGAGGUGAUCCAACGAAUUGAGGAGAUGGAGGGGUCUGAGGAUAUGGAUUGGGUUGCAAAGUCUUCUAAUGGAAUGUCCGGAGGGGAUUUUAACGCUAUAAGGAGGGUUGAGGAAAGAGCAGGUUGAGUGGAGGUAAUAAAGCGUGAGAUUGCUAAAUACUUCCAAGAUUUGUUUACAGAAGAAAAAUGGAGGAGACCAAAGCUAGAUGGAAUAUGCUUUAGGCAAAUCACAAAGGCUGAUAAUGAGCUCCUCACGACUGCUUUUUCGGAACAAGAAAUUAAAGAAGCAAUAUGGAACUGUGACCUUUCCAAAUCCCCAGGACCAGACGGAUUCAACUUCAGAUUCAUCAUGUCAAUGUGGGAUGUUAUAAAAGCUGAUAUAUUCAACUUUGUACGGGAGUUCCAACAACAUGGAAGAUUAGUCAAAGGGUCAAAUGCCUCCUUCAUUGUGUUAAUUCCAAAAACUGAAAAUCCACAAGCAAUCAAGGAAUACAGGCCCAUUUCCUUGAUAGGAGUCACAUACAAAAUCAUUGCAAAGCUUCUAGCAAAUCGAUUACGGAAGGUGCUACCUAAGGUGAUUGGGGAGCAGCAGAUGGCUUUUAUUGAAGGAAGGCAAUUAGUGGAGGGAGCAGUGAUUGCAAAUGAGAUUAUUGAUGAAGUCAAGAGGAAAAAGAAGAAGGGAUUUCUAUUUAAAGUCGACUUUGAGAAAGCCUACGACAAGGUAUGCUGGGAAUUCGUAGACUAUAUGAUGAUGAGGAUGGGAUUCUGUGCAACAUGGAGGAAAUGGAUUCAGGAGUGCUUGAAAUCGAGCUCGGUGUCUAUUCUUAUCAAUGGCAGUCCGACGAACCAAUUCCCGGUUAAUAAAGGCAUUUGCCAAAGAGAUCCAUUAUCCCCUUUCUUAUUCUUGAUAGUGGUAGAGGGACUGAAUGGACUAGUGGCAUCGGCAGUGGAGAAGGGGAGAUGCAAAGGAGUGGUAGUUGGGAGCGGAGAUGUGAUGGUCACGCACCUUCAAUUUGCGGAUGACACAAUCUUCUUUGGAGAUGCAACGGAAGACAAUAUUUGGGUGAUCAAAUGUAUUAUGAGGACAUUUGAGUUAGCCUCGGGAUUGAAAAUUAAUUUCAGGAAGAGCCAGUUGAUUGGGGUGGGAGUUGAUCAAAAUUGGUGUGCUAAAAUGGCAUUUCAGUUAUGCUGCAAGGAAGGAAAAUUGCCAUUUAGCAAUGGAUGGCUAAAAGAGGGAUUUAGGGUUAAGAUCGGGGAGGGUAAUACGGUCAGUUUUUGGUGGGACAAAUGGAGGGGAGAGGAGUGUCUAGCUAAUAUGUUUCAAAGACUGUACUUGUUAUCUACAGGGAAGAUGAAGAUGUGCAGUGAAAUGGGAAGUAGAUCUAACGGUUUGUGGGAGUGGAACUUAACAUGGAGGAGGAACUUGUUCAAGUGGGAAAAGGAGGAGGCAAUGGAACUACACAACACGAUUCAAAAUGUGCAGACGUCACAAGGAGGCAUGGAUAGCUGGGAAUGGACCCACAACAAGGAUGGCCAAUAUUCAACAAAAUUAGCUUACUCAAUUCUAACGAAAGAAGGGAGGGAAGCAACGGAAAUUACAACCCUCUCAAGAAUUUGGAAUUCCGUUCUGCCAAGCAAAAACUCAGCAUUCAACUGGCAAUUACUACUAGACAGGAUCCCAACUAAAAUGAACCUGUUGACAAGAGGGAUCAUCAAAGACAUUCAAGACUGCAAAUGCGGAAUAUGUGGUGAGGUAGAAGAGGACACAAAGCAUCUGUUUCUGGAAUGUAAUAUGGUCCGAUGGAUAUGGAUGGCUUGUGCAAAAUGGUGGGGUAUUAAUGUUACUUUGGGAGCGAACUGUUGGAAUACCUUUCAAGUUGUAGGAAGAGAACUAAAAGAGAAAUGUAUUAGAGAUGGAUGGGAUUGCAUUUGGAACUCUCUUGUGUGGACAGUGUGGCUGGCUCGAAAUCAAAAAACAUUCCAAGGCAAAGAGAUUAACCGGGAGAAGCUGCUGGAACUCAUCCAAUUAAAGUCAUUCCAGUGGAUCACAGCAAAAAAAGAAAGGUACGUCUUCACUUUAACGGAUUGGUUUCUUAAUCCAGUGGCAUGCUUGAAAGAUGGCCAUAGGAAGAGAAGGGUACCAUAUAAAUAAUCUAUGGGAGGGGAAGGUAUUGAUGAUAUCUGGAAGGUCUAUCUUUGUUUUGUUUAGAAGGAUUAAGGUGCUGUGUAAUGGGGGCUCAAUAAGGCUUAUUGAGCAAU